AUGCCUAAUUAUCAAACUAAAGUUGUCGAAUCAACAACUAUCGUGAAAACAACAACAACAUUGCAAGGCAUUGAGCCAAAUUUACCGGCUGAUGUUAAGAACUCAUGCACCACCACCAGCACCACAAACGCCUCCGCGAAAAAAAGUGUUGUUUUCGAAGAGAAAAAUGUCGUCGUAAUUGUCAAUGCUGAUGAAGCAGACUCUUCUAAUAGCUCACCGUUGAGCAAUGAGGAAAUCGACCAAAGUGCAUUAAAUGUUGACAUAGAUACGCUUAGUUGUAGUGAAGAUAGAAUACAAAAACAAUCUAAUUAUUCAUCCUCUUCUUUUUAUUCAUCUUCAUCUUCUUGUUCUUCUUCUUCAUCUAAUUCUAAUUCGAAUUCUAAAAAAUCUACAGAAAUCGAAGAUCGGCAAUUGAAUAGAGCUGUUUUCAAUAUUGGAGACAGUACGCUCGCGGAUUCAGUGAUAAGAGAAACAUUCGUCAACGACAAAGCUAGUUCGGGUAAAAAUAGCUUAAAAACGGGGUCAGCUAAUACAAAGGAUGCAGAAGUGUCGGCUGCCGAAAAUCCAUCGGCGGCUUCGGCAUCGUCGGCAACUGCAACUGCAACAGAAUCAGAAACACCAACGACACAAUCGAUAGAAACUACGAGAAUCAAUGAAUCGGUAUCGGAAAAAUUACGCGACAUAUCGGAACAAAGGUCAAAAAGUACAGACAGUGCAACGGAAGUGAUCGAGUCAAUCAGCAGCCGUCAAUCAAGUCAUUUUUCAUCAAAAGAAGACUAUUCAUCAAAAGUGAUCAUUCAAAAGGACAUUGAUCGAAAUGGUUCGACAAGAUCGGUGCUGAGUCAUUCAAAUCCUCCCAAUAAAAAAUCUCAAGUAAUCACACAUCAUGAAGAACAAUCUUCAUCAUCUACUAGUCAUAGAGCAACAAAAAAUGGAGUUGAUUUGUCAAAAAAGCAGCAGAAAGCUCAACAACACAAACUUUAUCAUUUUCGAAUGUCCGAGGACAACCGUCUUCGAGCCAGAUAA
This is a messenger RNA of Eupeodes corollae, 1026 nucleotides long. RefSeq lists its product as uncharacterized. The coding region runs from base 1 to 1026 and encodes 341 amino acids. The transcript has 3 exons. Lineage: Eukaryota; Metazoa; Arthropoda; Insecta; Diptera; Syrphidae. The record is from RefSeq and is a predicted model, not a curated record.